Molecule: messenger RNA, 527 nt
Organism: Macaca mulatta (Rhesus monkey)
Lineage: Eukaryota; Metazoa; Chordata; Mammalia; Primates; Cercopithecidae
Source: RefSeq, a predicted model, not a curated record
UAACUGCCUCGAAAAGCCUAGGAUUCGACUUUGAAUGGUCCGUUAAUGUGGUCGCAAAACGUGACUCGGUUCAUCGGGCGCCCUCCAAACAACCAGCUAUGCCUUGGGAUCAAAAUCCAGAACAAUCAAAUGGAAAUUACAGUGAAAAUGAACAAAAGGGAGAGCAGAAAUGGAGAGAAGGAGGAGGAGAAGCAGGCGGAAAGAGAGAGCGAGAAAAAGAAGAGGAAAAUGAAAAGGAGCUGGAAGAUGAACUGGAAAAAAGGAAAAGGGAAAAUAAGAAACAAUAUUCCAAGGGUAGAUUAGUCAGCAAAUCCCUCAUGGACACUCUCUGGGCAAAGUUUAAGUUAAACAGGUGCCCCACAAUACAAGAGAGUCUAUCACUCUCGUUUGAAUUUGGCAUGACACAUAAACAGAUAAGUCAAUGGUUUUGUAAAAAGAGGAAGAAAUACAAUAGAGAAAUGUCCAAGAGAAAGCAUAAGGAAAAACAAACUAGACGGGGUCUCUACGAGUUGCCAAGGCUGGUCUCG